AUGGCAGUGGACAGAGAUCGUGCAGAGGCCAUCGUGUCUGAGAUCCGGAGGAAGAUAAAAGAUGCUUUCGACGUAUUUGACCACGAGUCCAAUCAAACGGUGGAUGUUAGGGAGAUAGGUACCAUAAUCCGAUCUCUGGGCUGUUUUCCAUCCGAAGCGGAAUUGCGUGAACUAAUUGACAAGAUUGAGGAUGAGGAACCCACAGGGUACAUCCACUUUGAGAAAUUUCUUCCAGUUAUGACAAAAGUUCUGAUGGAGCGCAGGUUCCGCCCCAUUCCUGAGGAAGAGCUGCUUCAGGCCUUCGAGAAUUUAGAUCAGGACAAUAAAGGCUAUCUAGAACCCGAGGAACUGACCAAAUAUAUGACACAAGAAGGAGAACCCUUCACCCAGGAGGAAAUGGAUGAAAUGCUGUCUGCAGCUGUUGAUCCGGAGAAAAAUGUCAUUUUCUAUAAGGACUAUGUUAGCAUGUUGAGCUAUGAUGAUAGUCACUAG
This is a messenger RNA of Chanos chanos (milkfish), 492 nucleotides long. RefSeq names its product dynein regulatory complex subunit 8 (gene drc8). Bases 1 to 492 code for a protein of 163 amino acids. The record is from RefSeq and is a predicted model, not a curated record. Gene Ontology annotation, molecular function: calcium ion binding. NCBI's taxonomy places the organism in Eukaryota, Metazoa, Chordata, Actinopteri, Gonorynchiformes, Chanidae. The transcript is spliced from 7 exons.